AUGCUGGCUGACUGGGUACUCACUGCCGCUCCCGGCUUCGACAGCAAAGGGGAUGGAGAAUAUGCGUUCCAGGCUCUUCCUUCACGCAUGACCGAGGACUUCGCGGUUGACGCUUUGGAAGCCCUCGAGGCCGCGGUGACUUUCGCGCGGAGCCCGCUUGCGGCUGUGAGAGAAGCAAGGGCCUGGCGAGAGGUGAUCGCGCCUACCCAACAGCAGACCGGCGGCAACAGCAGUAACAGCAACAGCAGUCGUGGCAGGAGCAGGAGUGGCGGGGAGAAACAGCAACAGCCCUCGGUGCCGGAGCUUUCGGGCCUGACGCACGCGAGCCACCUUCUGAGCCUCGUCGGCUGCUGCCCCUCCGUCGAGCUCGAGGCCGCGUUCCCUUCCCUGGCUCGCGAGCUGCUGCGCCUCCUGCGGCAACGACAACAACCACACGGCGGCUGGGGGGGUAGCGGCGGGGCAGCUGCGGCGGGCGGAUGUGACAAUGAUGACGCCAACGAUGCUACGACGCGUGCCGUGGCCCUUGCCGCGGUAGACGAAGCCGUGCGACGUCUGCUCCACGAUGCGGGAAGAGCGGUGCCCUCUGGCGGAGGCGGAGGUGGUGGCGGCGGCGGCGGGGGGGGGGGCAAGAGCAAGGUUGGCGGCGGGGGGGAAGCGGAGGGGGUUGGCCGACAGGCCGUCAUCGCCCUUCUGCCGAAGCUCGUUCCAGCCGUCACGGCCUGUCUGGAGGGCUCCACAAGCGCCGACGGGGCCUCUUCCUUACCCCCACCCCCGGCGGUGGCGGCGGGCGCUCUCGGCGUCCUGGAGGCGCUCGUCUUCUUGCUGCGGUCGACGAUGCGGCCUCACGUCAAGAAAGUGGAGGCUGCGACCGCGCCGUGGCUGCAGGGUCCCAGCGACGUGAUCCGAGACCGAGCGGCCGCCGUCCUGGCUUCUCUCCCGCUGUGCGGGGAAGCGGAGGCGUGGACGCAGGCGGCGGGGAGGGUUACUCUCGAGGCGCACGGCCUCCUUCACGCGGCGUGGCCCGACAACGACGUGGACAUGGGCACCAGCGACAGCAUGAGCCCCUCGCAGUUGGACGCGGCUCUUAGCUCGGGGGCGGGGUUACUUCCUCCCCUCGGGGGAAGGGCCGGGGAGGGAUUCAGCGGCCCGCAGCAGGUGUUGGCGUCGCUCGUCUCGAGGCGCUUCAAGGGCCUUUGCCACGUGCUGGAGCUGAUGCUGACAGGAGAUUCGAACGGCAGGCCGGUGGCCGUCCCGGUUGGCCUUAUCCUUGCGCUGGUGGAGAGGGUUCAGCGCAUGGUUUCUUCCGUGGUGAAAGGCCAAGGCCCCCAGGUCUUCAUCCCCGUGGCCCAGGGAGCACUCUCGCACGGCGCCCUGAGCGUCAUCCGCCCGUCUCUCGGCCUCGCCGCGUCCCGGCUGCUGCACGCCUUAGCCACGACCGAGGCCUCCACUGUCCUACGCAACGCCCGACGUUUCUGCCGAGCACUGGUCCAGGGUAUGGGUAAGCCGUCCGACGCCGGCUCUCUCCGCGCCGCCGGCUACCGCGCCGUUUCGAGGGCCGUCCUUCAGCUCGGCGAGGGCGCCGCCCCGUACCUCGCCACGCCCGCUCUCCCGGCCAUCCUCGCUGAGGUCAGGGCCGCCGUCGCCGCAUCCGAGCCUGAGGCCGCUGGCGGUGGCGGCGGCGUCGCGGGAGGGCGGACCGGAGCGGCGGCCUUGUCGGAGGAGCAGGCCGUGUGCGCCGGACUGUCGUGCUUGUCGCGGGUGGUGGUGUGCUGCAAGGGCCACCUCCCGCUGGGGGGAAGGCUGGCCGUCGAAGAAGUGCUCCACCGCGGCCUCGAGCUCCUGUCGCACGCGGCGGGGGCGGCGAAGGGGAGUCGUGGCAACGGGGGCGGAGGCGUCGGCGGUGGUGCCAGUGGGGAGGGAAGGAGGUGUGCUCCGCUGGAGGACCCGCGGGUGGCGCGGGAGUUUUUUGGGUUGGCGCACGCGUGCUUGAUGACUCCCCUGGCGGACGGCACCAGGAGCGGCAGCCUCUCCGUCGCAAUCGCGGCGUUCCGAUCGCUCGCCUCGCACUCGGACGAGAGGCUGGCGGCGGCGAGCCAGCAGGCGCUCGCGGGGUGUGGCGCCAUCUUGUACCCCAGGGCCGCGCCGCUGCACCUCCCACACGCGGUAACCAGCCAGGCCCGAGCCUGGGGUGGAAGCAGUGCGAGCUCUACCGGUCGCGGUUUGCCCAUGGGAUGGGGGGACACGCUGAUGGUGGCGGAGGGAGAAUCGGCCGAAGAAGAAAGCCGAGAAGACCUCGACGACUAUCAACACCCAGGACGAGGCGGCGGAGCAGCGGGAGGAGGGGGGAUGGCGCUAACUGUGCGAGCGGCGGAGUUGGCCGCCGAAGGCCUGACCGCUGCCGCCGUCGCCGAACCCAUCGUGACCCCUCUGCCGCCGCCGCCACUCGCGGGGGCACAAACAGCGGCGGUCGAGGGGGGCGGGGGCUUCCCCCAGACCGUUCCUCGCGACGCGUCUUCUACUUCCACUGCUGCUGCUGCUGCUGCUGCCGGGGCCGGGGCCGGGGCUGGGGCCGGGGCCGAAAACGGCGACGCUGCCACGACAAGCAAUAGUGGGUCGGGAAAGGGUAAGGGCAAGGGCAGGGUCGGCGGCGGAGCCGUAGGCGGAGGGGGCAGCGGCGAUGGUGGCAGUAGCACGGGGGCGGGCGCAGCAGGAACGGUGGAGGAGGACGGGCACAACGAUAGCGGAGCGGCGGCGGCGGCGGCCGCGGGGACGCGAAAACGGCCCCGAAAUGACGGAGACGGGGACGGGGACGAUGCUCGCAAUGCUAUGGAGGACGAGGAGGAAGAGGAGGAGGAGGAGGUGGAAAAGGCAGCAGCGGUAGCUCCGAGAGGGGCCGCCGCCUCCGGGGGAGGAGGUGUCCCGACCGUCGUGAAACAACCGCAGCAACCAGUGGCGGCUGUUUUGGGCGGGGGCGACGAAGACGACGAUGACGAUGACUUUGAGUUCCCGGCCAUCGUCGACGCUGACCCAGACGUUGAGUAGAACACCGUGCAGGGUUUGCUGCCUCUCGGGUAUAAGAAGCGAAAGGGGUUGUGACGACCCCCUGGCAGGAAAACGAUGUCGGCUUGGGGGAUGUAGGCCCGUCAUACUGAGCGGAGGGGGCGCGGUAGCGGAGGGUUGCGAAAACCAAACGUGUUUCUUUGCCCUGUUUGGUUUGAGCACAUGGGCCGGUAGAAUCGCUCGUCGCGGAGAGUACAAUUGUUCUGGAAAUUUUCGUGAAGGUACAAGCGCGUGCGUGUGUCGGAGUUGGCGUGUUGGUGAGACAGCGCGAGAUGCGGACGCAACAUGGCCCGGACGCGACAGAUGCCUUUUGAGGCGCCAAAAAUAUGAAUCCUUUUUAUUGUUGUGUUUAUGCGCGAUCACACAAAAAAAGGUAGAUACCACAGGGAUUGAUCCAAGAUAAAAACACUGUCUAUUGAAAUGCAGUUACACCUGAGGACGUCCGUCAACGACGGCACGGGACAUUCUCUCCCCCGCCGGCACGAAAAUACGGCACGUUGAGUGGCCUAGUUUCAGCAACAAAAAGGGCGUGUGCCGCGUCGCGCCCCCCUUACACAAGACAAAACACAGAAUACCUGGGCCAUCGUGCCCGCACUCCUCUUUGUCGUACCCUUUUUUGACCCCAUUGUAUACCCCACGCUGUCCCGCCGAUAGUGGGGAAUGUCUUCUUCACUGGCCC
This is a messenger RNA of Ectocarpus sp. CCAP 1310/34, 3739 nucleotides long. NCBI's taxonomy places the organism in Eukaryota, Phaeophyceae, Ectocarpales, Ectocarpaceae. The record is from the annotation of a GenBank genome assembly.